GAGAGCGUGCGCGCCGACGGACUGGCGCUGCCGCCGCUCCUCCUGCGCUCAGCCCGCGCCGCUGGAGGCAAGCAGGGCGCCGGGUGGCGAGGCUGUGCGCGGGGCUCGCUGCCGCAGGAGAUGCGCCUCUCCGGAUUUUGAGUCGCUUUCUCUUCCACCCCCCUCUCCCAAUCCCUAACCCCUACCCCCAUCCCUCCAAAAAAGAAGAAGAAGGGGAAAAAAAGAAGCCAAGAUGACGGUCGAAUUCGAGGAGUGCAUCAAGGAUUCGCCCCGAUUCCGGGCGACCAUAGAUGAGGUGGAAACGGAUGUUGUGGAAAUAGAAGCCAAGCUUGACAAGCUGGUAAAGCUAUGCAGUAAUAUGAUAGAUGCCGGGAAGGCCUACCUCAUCACCAACAAGCAUUUUGUCGGAGGGGUCCGGGACCUUUCACAGCAAUGCAAGAAGGACGAAAUGAUCUCGGAAUGCCUGAACAAGUUUGGAGACAGCCUGCAGGAAAUGGUCAACUACCACAUGAUCCUUUUCGACCAGGCUCAGAGGUCUGUCCGGCAACAGUUGCACAAUUUCGUGAAAGAUGACGUCCGGAAAUUCAAGGAGACCAAAAAACAGUUCGAUAAGGUACGGGAAGACAUGGAGAUUGCCUUGGUCAAGAAUGCACAAGCUCCGCGGCACAAGCCCCAUGAGGUCGAAGAGGCCACUGGCACCUUGACAAUCACCAGGAAAUGCUUCCGACACUUAGCCCUCGACUACGUCUUACAGAUCAAUGUCCUCCAAGCCAAGAAGAAAUUUGAAAUCCUCGAUGCGAUGCUGUCCUUCAUGCAGGCUCAGUACACCUUUUUCCAGCAGGGCUACAGCCUCCUUCAUGAACUGGACCCCUAUAUGAAGAAGCUGGCCACUGAGCUGGACCAGUUGGUGAUCGACUCUGCUGUGGAGAAGAGGGAAAUGGAACACAAGCAUGCACUUAUUCAGCAACGGACUCUUCUGCAGGACUUUUCCUACGAUGACUCCAAAGUGGAAUUCAACGUCGAUGCCCCCAAUGGGGUGGUGAUGGAAGGGUACCUCUUCAAGAGAGCGAGCAACGCGUUCAAGACCUGGAACCGGAGAUGGUUCUCCAUACAGAACAGCCAGCUGGUCUACCAGAAGAAGCUAAAGGAUGUCCUCACGGUGGUGGUGGAGGACCUCAGGCUUUGCACCGUCAAACCCUGCGAAGACAUCGAGCGGAGGUUUUGCUUUGAAGUCGUCUCCCCCACUAAGAGCUGCAUGCUGCAGGCCGAUUCAGAGAAACUGCGGCAGGCGUGGAUCCAAGCAGUUCAAGCUAGCAUCGCCUCUGCCUAUCGAGAGAGUCCCGACAGCUGCUACAUUGAAAGACUGGACCGAACAGCUUCUCCUUCCACCAGCAGCAUCGACUCGGCUACUGACUCUCGGGACCGCAGUGCCAAAGGCGAAACCAUCCUGCAGAGGGUGCAGAGCAUCCCAGGCAAUGACCAGUGCUGUGACUGCGGGCAAGCCGACCCCCGCUGGGCCAGCAUCAACUUGGGCAUCUUACUAUGCAUUGAAUGUUCAGGGAUUCACAGGAGCUUAGGGGUCCACUGCUCCAAAGUGCGGUCGCUCACACUGGAUUCCUGGGAGCCAGAGCUACUGAAGCUGAUGUGUGAGCUGGGGAACGCCACCAUGAACCAGAUCUACGAGGCGCAGUGCGAGGAGUUGGGACUCAAGAAGCCCACCGCGGGCAGCUCAAGGCAGGACAAAGAAGCAUGGAUCAAAGUCAAAUACGUGGAGAAGAAGUUCCUGAAGCAGCUGUCGACUGGGGAGGCCCUGGCGGAGAAUGAGAGGAAACCCCGGCGCUGGAGCGUGAAAAAGUGCCAGAGGCGCAACAGCUCCACAAAAGCGCCCACAGCACGGAGGAAGUACCGGCACGAAGCAGGAAACGCAUCACCGGCAGCACACUCUUCAGCUGCCACCCUUGAGAGGAAGUUCCGACGGGAUUCCCUCUUCUGCCCCGACGAGCUGGAUUCGCUUUUCUCGUACUUCGACACGGGAGCCGGGGCUGGGCCACGCAGUGGCAACCACAUCUCUGUGCCGCACCCCCUGGCAGCCAGCCCAUGGAGCGACAGUGGUAACGGUCCCACUGGGAGCGGGUCGCCGUUCCUCCUGGAUGGAGGCCCCGCAGGUCUGAGCAGUGACAGUGGGCUGGGCGGCAGCACCGACGGCAGCACCGACGUCCUAGUGUUUGGCUCGGUGGUGGACAGCGUCACGGAGGAAGAGUGCGAAGUUUCAGAAGAAUCCAGCGGAGAAGCUGAAAUAGAGCAAGAGGCCUCCGAUUUGGAGGACCUGCGGGAGCUGCACCCGGGUUUGCUGGUUUACAAGGCUUCGCGGGCCAGGAAUUUGCCUGUGAUGGCGGAGGCCCUGGCGCACGGGGCGGAUGUCAACUGGGUGAACGAUGAGGAUGAGAACAAAACCCCGUUGAUCCAAGCCGUAAUGGGGGGCUCCUUGAUAGCCUGCGAAUUCUUGCUCCAGAAUGGAGCAGACGUUAACCAAAGAGAUAUUCGAGGGCGCGCACCUCUGCAUCACGCUACGUAUUUGGGCCACACUGGCCAGGUCUGCUUGUUCCUAAAAAGAGGAGCCAACCAGCACGCGGUGGACGAGGAUGGGCAGGACCCUCUGAGCAUCGCGGUCCAGGCUGCUAAUGCGGACAUUGUUACCUUGCUGCGUCUGGCUCGAAUGAACGAAGAAAUGCGAGAAGCCGAGGGCCCGUUUGGUCAUCCAGGAGACGCCACCUAUCUCGACAUCUUCCGCGAGUUUUCUCACAUGGCAUCCAACAAUCCAGAGAAACUCAACCGCCGCAGCCUGUACUUCAGCCACUCCUACAGAUAGCCCUCAAAACCACCACGGACAUCGUCUGAGAACGCUGGUUCCUUCCAACUCCAGAGGGAGAGUCGAGAUUACGUGCGGCGGAUGAAGCCAAAGGGACAGAGGCGGCCGGUGGCUGAAUCGGGUCCAUCCAGAACAGGAGCAGUUCGACCCAGUGUCUCUGGUCACCCCACACAGCUUUGCGUUGAUCGCUACAUCUCCCCAUGGUCACCACCCCACAACCAAAUGGCUUUCCCCCUACAUCCCCUUCUCCCCAAAAAACUUCUGAAGAGGAUAUACACAGCCCUACGAGUAACUAGCCCAUGUUUACAGCCUGAAACGGAGAGAGAAACCUAUUUCUUUUUAAAGCAGGGGUCGAGAACUUGUAGAUAUUUCGGACCUCGCUGGACUCCAGCUCCCAUCAGCCAAUAAAUAGUCCAGGACGAUGUGAACAAUGUCUGAAAGGCCACAGCUUCCUCAUCCGCGUUCUAAAAUGGAAGUGGUGAAUUUGCGGCCUUCACGUUAUUGGUGGGUUGUAACUCCCGUCAUCCCUGAUCAACUGCUUGUGCUGAGGCUGAUGGGAGUUGUAGUCCAUCAACAUCAGGCAGGCCAUGGGUUGCUCUCCUAUGUCCUGCUUCUGCCCCACUGUUGCCCUGGAGGUUUGAUCUCACUAGCCUCAGGUGACUUGGCAAACUGGUUUUUACAGCCUUGGAGCAGGAUGGAAAGUAUCAAUUUUGUUCAAUGGGAAGAUUAGAUCCCUCCAUAGCAUCAUUCAGGAGCAUGGCAGAGAACUAAAAAUGAUGAGCAGGCUUCCUGGCUCACUACCAACUCCAGUCAAUCCACCACAGUCCCCAACCCCUCAAUAUAUUUCAUAAAAUCACAGAAUUAUAGUGCUGGAAAGGACCCCAUUCCCACUCCUGCCAUUACUUGCCAUUUUCCUUACCCUUUCUGUGAUUUCCCUUGCCUUAAGGCCUAAAACAAGUUCCCUGUCCCUGAUUUUAAAACAUGGCUUCUUCUUCUUCUUGUUAUUUCAAAAAUCAUGUUCUGUUGUUUUCAUAGAUAACGGACUUGUCAGAGAGCCUGUACUGGUACAGCCUCUGCCGCCCAAACUGCCUCCUGUUGAGCGUGUAUAGAAAUUUGUGUUUAUAUGCUGGAAAUGUAAUAUAUCUCUGGGCAAAAAAGAAACAUAUUUUUAAAAAAUGCUUGUGGCGGGAGCGAAGGGGUAUGAAUUGCAAGGGAGGGAAGAGGGAAGUCCAGGCAGGAGGGACGGACGGACCUUAUUUACAAGAUUAUAAAUAAAGACGGGUGACAUUUUUCUCCCGGGACAUUA
This is a messenger RNA of Podarcis muralis (Common wall lizard), 4175 nucleotides long. The record is from RefSeq and is a predicted model, not a curated record. Lineage: Eukaryota; Metazoa; Chordata; Lepidosauria; Squamata; Lacertidae.